Phialemonium atrogriseum is the source of this 837-nucleotide messenger RNA. RefSeq lists its product as uncharacterized. The transcript is spliced from 2 exons. Lineage: Eukaryota; Fungi; Ascomycota; Sordariomycetes; Cephalothecales; Cephalothecaceae. The coding region runs from base 1 to 837 and encodes 278 amino acids. The record is from RefSeq and is a predicted model, not a curated record.
AUGCGGCCAACCUCUCUCGCCUUGUCGCUCCUCCUCCCGGCCUUCGCCGCCGCCAAGCACCAUGGUUCCAAUGUGGUUAGCAGCUUCAAGUGGCAGCGGCCGUUGCCCUACGACAACUCCGCGCCGCUCGGUAUGAACUCGCUCUGUGAGGUAAGCCGGACCUUCCGCGGGGAGCAGCACAAGCUCCGCGACCUGCAGGCGUCCCCGGGGUCUACGACGACAUCGCCCUGGGAGGGGCCCGUGCAGACGUAUCUGGGCUGGCACCCGUACGUGGGCAGCUGGGACGGCGUCGACGAGGGGGGCGACGAGCGCGACCUCAUCAUCAUGGACUACGCCUCCGUGCCGCUCGCCGUGAGGGAGUGGGUCGAGGACCAGCACGCAGGCAGGGGCAAGAACGACCAGAGCCGCUGGUGGCUGUACGGCGUGUUCAACAGGCCAAAGAAGGACUUUGGCAAGGCCGGAGGCCUCGGCGGGGACCACAAGAUUCUCCUGUUCGCGCCCGCGGCACUCUACGAGAUCCUCCCGCUGUGGGUGGGGGAAGACAGCGACUGUGAAAUCGUGAUGCUGGAUCUCUCAAAAUACAGCGCUUUUCCGAGGGAUAACUCGGUAAUCGCAUGGCCCGUGGAACACGAGGUCCGCGAAACUAAGCGGGGGAAGAGGCAGGACUUGAGUUUCACGAUCAAGGCUUUUUAUGUCACGGAGACCGAUGAUGGGAAGGCGUGGCGGGAAAUGUGGGAGAAGCUCCAUAUCCAGAACCAGAGGCAAGCUAGGAAGGAACAGAGAGACCAAAGGAAGGCUGCUAGGGAGACGGUGGGAAGGGGCAAGGACGAGCUAUGA